ACUCCGUGUUUCCACUAAUCGGCAGCAGCUGGGUUGUCCCGCGGUUGCGACCACACCAACGCAUCGUGGCCGAUGACCUCGACACGGAAGGCUGUCAUGACAAGGCCGUCGGAAGGCCGUUUACAAACCCGGGGUCCAGUCGGUGCCACGACGGGUCAGACAGGGACGGAGUGUCUCCAACUCGGCUGACCGGAGCGGCACGUGCGCGCCAGGACCGAUCGUGUAUCGCCGACCGUUUGCCGGCGUCUGCGGUGUGGUCAGCGGCCGCCAUGUUGGACCGCAGCCAUCGCGGAGGGAGGGCGGCGGCCGCCAUCUUGCUGGCGGCCAUGCUGUGGUCGUGCGACCCCAUGGUGGCGGUGUCGGCGGACAGCUGGUGCAGCGCCGAGGAGGACGACCCGGAGUCGCGCUGGUACUGGCGAGUCGACGAGUACCCGCACCCGAUCGCGCAGCCGCGGUACUGCAACCGCUACCGGCCGUCGUUCGUGUGCGACCCGGACCGGGUCAUCAACAAGAAGCAAGCGGACGCCCUGGACGCGAUCAUCGAACGCAUCAGAAACGAGACCCUCUGCAUCUGUCCAACGUGCGGGAAGUCGCACGCCAGGGGCAUAACACUGGGCGUUGCCAUCGUGGAGCACAUUAACCGGCCGAAAAACCAGCCGAUCUCGGAAGCCGUGCGCAUCUUCGCCGAGACGCUGCGCAAGCAGUGGAAUCUGGGCAACUGCGACGACGACAUACUGCUGCUCAUCUCAACCAAGGAUAAGCAAGUACGGGCGGCCGAACAACUACGCCAUGACGUCUCCUCACACACCCUGGUGGGACCGGCGGUGUCGGACGUGUUCCCGCAAGAAGUGGCUGACCAGAUCUACCUGGAGAGCCGAGGCCACUUCGCCAACUGCGACUUUUUCCUCGGACUCGAGUCCAUGGUCCAGUCGUACUUUGACAUGCUGCGCAGGCUCCAGCUCAAAGGCCUGGUGGGCGCCCGGGUGCAGGCUUCGGCUGGUGCAAGCGCGGGCGUCAUCGUGGGCAUCGUGUUCGGCGCCCUGGCCGGCAUGCUGCUCGCCGUGGCCGCCAUCUUGCUGGUGGUGCGCCGGUGCGACGCCCCGUCCCUCUCCAGCAAGAGCAUUCCUGAGGCCUGGCGAAGGAUGCGCCACCUGCGAACUGUGAGGCACGGCGCUCCACAGCCGGUCCGGCAAACCACCAAGGCCGCCCAUCCGGCAGCACCUUACCUGGUCAGGAUUCCGGCGACAAGUGCGGCGAGCGCGGCUUCCGAACCGCCGGAUGUGACCAAACCUCUGACUUCCGGUCUACUGCUUCCGCCUCCUCCUCCUCCUCCUUUGCUGAGCAACGGACGCUACGAGGCCCCGAAGGGCCGCUGCGAGACUCCCAGGGGCCUCGACGCUAGCGACCCUAGCGACAGUUCCGGCGACGAAGAGUCGGCGACCGAUAGCGAGGGAGAGUGCAGCAGCUGCUCCAGCGCCGGGGACGCUCAUGAAAGCACUCCGAUUGCCAGCACCUCGAGUGCCGGUACUAGGGUCACGGUUUGAGUGCUGUGAUCUAGGUACUGGCCAGUCGCAAUGUCAUUUUACCUAAGUGCUGCCUACGUCAGAGGCACGUGGGCCGUGAAGGCCAAGACACACUCGUGACCCCUCACUACGUGCUUUUGCUGAGGCUUGCAGUGAAGUAAUCGUCGGAACCGUACUCCUGGGACUGGGGUCCGGGAGAACGCUGGGAACUGCAACUUGGCCGUCUCAAUGUCGCUUCGCCUAGUGCUACCUGUAUACGUCAGAGGCAUCUGGGCUAUGAAGGCUUCGAAAACUGAGAAGAUGCAGCCAUUUCUCCACAAAGUGCUAAUGCACCUCAUGCUCUUGGUAAAACUUGAACUGGCUUGUGGCCAGCCUCACUGUCACCUUGCCAAUUUCUGCAUGUCAGAGUCAUUUGGGUUACGAAGGCUUCGAACUGCUUAACGACGGUGUCAUGUGUCUGGAAUGUGCGGAAGGUAUUCUGCAACAUGCCCCAAGACUCGUAGAUAGAGAAAUUGGAGCCGUAUGGUUUCAUCGCUGUCAA
Messenger RNA from Dermacentor albipictus, 2064 nucleotides. The record is from RefSeq and is a predicted model, not a curated record. Lineage: Eukaryota; Metazoa; Arthropoda; Arachnida; Ixodida; Ixodidae.